Messenger RNA from Arabis nemorensis, 702 nucleotides. NCBI's taxonomy places the organism in Eukaryota, Viridiplantae, Streptophyta, Magnoliopsida, Brassicales, Brassicaceae. The record is from the annotation of a GenBank genome assembly.
AUGUUCACGGAAUACACUUAUUUUCAGUAUAUUAUCUAUCCUCGCCGGCACUCGACCUCGCCGCUUACCAUCGAGCUAACGUGCACCGAAGUCCGCCGCAAAACAAUUUGUCACCCUCUCGUCGACGACAAACCAUUCAAAUCAUCAAUGCCUUUUCCCGACAAAACAAUCGUCCAUUACUCCGGCCUUAUUCCCUUGAACGAACCAUACGACGUCGCAGUGGUCGCGGAAAUCGACCGUAGUAGUCCUAACGGAACAAGUGCCAUUAUCUCAAGACCAACCACAACUACUACUAGUAACGACUACUCGCUAAGUUACAUUAAAAUCUCCCAAAUCAUGCGUAACUUAAUUUGGCCUCACAACAACGGUAUCUCCACUAUCUUGCGCGAUAUCAACAAAGUUAUUACAUCUUCGUCAUCAUCGAGCGAUAGAGGAGUGAUUGAAGUAGAGAUUCGGAAGAUUAUGAAUAGGGUUUAUGAAAUCGAGGCGGUGUUCAUUGAGAGGUAUGGAAUCGAUUCGAAUAGAUCAACGGAGAUGAGUAAUGGAUGCGUGAUUUGCAUGGAGGAUUAUACAAAAGGAGUAUUUGUGGCUAAUAAAUUACCUUGUGAACAUGAUUUUCAUGCAAAUUGUAUACUCGAGUGGUUGCAAUUCAAUCGUCGAUGUCCAUUGUGUCGAUUUCCGGUCAGCCUUAAGGGGAGAUGA